Molecule: messenger RNA, 1368 nt
Organism: Pistacia vera
Lineage: Eukaryota; Viridiplantae; Streptophyta; Magnoliopsida; Sapindales; Anacardiaceae
Product: non-functional pseudokinase ZED1-like
Exons: 7
Coding region: 364-1368 (334 amino acids)
Biological process (GO): cell surface receptor signaling pathway; protein phosphorylation
Cellular component (GO): plasma membrane
Molecular function (GO): protein serine/threonine kinase activity
Source: RefSeq, a predicted model, not a curated record
GUCUCAUGAUGGAGAUCAAUAACGCAAGAUGAGAAUUUGAAAGUGAAAACCCUAAAAGCGUUGAUCAAAUGUGAGUUGCAAUUCUACGAGGGCAUUUGAUAAAGAUUCGCAAUCAAAUACUCAGUUCAAGCUGAAUAUUCGAAAAGCAUGAGCCUCCAAAUUAGACUUCUCAUUUGACAAUUAUCAAAGCAAAGGAAGCUUCCUGAUCUUGGUGAUGGAAAUUUCAGAUUCCUAGUGGGUCAACUUUUCUCGUCAACACAUGAACUGAUGAAUCUAAAUUAAAUAAAUUGAUCAAAUAGUUGAGGAAGAAGAUCAGAAGACUCUCUCAAACUCAAGCCUUGCGGGCGUUGUUCUUUAUUUUGCAUGAUACUUGAAUAUUUCAUCAAUCACACAAGGAUGAGUUCAUAUUUGAAAGAAAGCAAAAGGCAGAAAAAGAAAACAUUUCUGAGGAAUGGAAAAAUUUUACUGGAAAAGUUGAUUGCGUCUUGUAAUGGUAAAUAUAAUCCAAUUCUUAGCUUCACUGAUAAAAAGAUCAAGAUGGCAACAAACAAUUAUGAUCAACAGAAUAAUAUAAUAUUAACCCUUGACUUUUCAUUGUAUAAAGGUUUUCUACAAGAUCGCCUGGUUUCUGUUGCGAAGUUUUCACCUAAUGUUCAUAUAACUAAUGAAGGCUUUUCUGCCGAACAACUCAAGAGAGCAACAAACAACUACAACAAAGAGAAAGUUAUAGAAUUUGAUUCAUUCAAGAUAUUGUACAAAGGAUUUUUGAGGAACCGCCCAGUUUUUGUUAUGCAGUUUUUAACACUUUUGAUACAGGAGACUUUUGCUGAUCGUAUUUAUCGUUCAUGUGAACCACAUUUCAAGCCUUUGUUAUUGACACAUAGGUUAAAGAUUGCUAUGAAGAUAGCUAAUGCUAUUGCAUAUCUCUAUUCCGGGUUCCCUCAACCCAUUAUUUUUAGAUCAAUCAAUCCAUUGACUAUUGUGUUCACUGAACAAUAUGUUGCCAAAUUGUUUGAUUUUUCAUACUCCAUGUCCAUCCCAGAAGGUGAAACUCACGUAGAGGAAAUGACAACUUAUAUUAUAGGACCAUCGGGAUCUUUUGUACGGACUAUUUUAGUUCACCGAGAUUCAAUGAAAAGACGUAGAAUGAUUGAUACUUUGGAAGUUGAAUCUUCUUUGGAGGAUCAUGUGAAGAAUUGCAUUGAGCAGAGCAGGUUUACUGAGAUGCUAUUGCUUGCUUUUACAGAGCUUGCCUUAAGUUGUCUUUCUCUUUCGGAAGAAGAUAGGCCAACAAUGAUUGAUGUUGCAAAACAACUCAGGCAAAUGUACAUAUUUGCUUGUCAAUUAAUGCCUAAAUUAUGCUCGUAA